Messenger RNA from Anisakis simplex (herring worm), 687 nucleotides. Lineage: Eukaryota; Metazoa; Nematoda; Chromadorea; Rhabditida; Anisakidae. The record is from the annotation of a GenBank genome assembly.
AUGGAGUAUGUUCACGGGAAAAACGCUGAUAAAGUGGAGAAGCUGUGUUCGGCUGGGUUGGACCCGAACUUUCAUAAUGCCAACGGGGACAGUCCACUGACGUAUGCUGUCGAUGUGACGGAUAAUCGCGCUGUGAUUGUGGCUCUGAUUGGUGGAGGGGCGCAUAUUGAUUUCAGGAAUGCCGAGGGACAGACAGCGAUGCACAAGGCAGCGUUCUUGUCAUCGUUAGAAAACGUGAAAACAUUGCUCGAGCUUGGUGCAUCACCCAACUACCGUGAUCCAAUGAAACUAACCCCGCUCUACUAUAACAUGUUAACGGUGGACUCGAAACCGGACGUUACGGAGAUGUUGUUGAAGGACGCAGCUGAGGUUUCUGUGCAGGACAUGCAUGGAAAUCAUGAAAUUCAUCAGGCUUGUAAGAACGGUUUAAUGCAUCACGUCGAGCAUUUACUCUACUAUGGAGCUGAUAUUAACGCACAAAACGUCAACGGGAACACUCCACUUCACGUGUGUGCCGUUAAUAAUAGACCUCAAUGUGCACGUGUAUUAUUGUUCCGAGGUGCAGAUCCGGGCAUUCCAAACAAACAAGGACAAACUGCGCUUCAUGUGGCACAUAUUGUUGGCAGUGUAGAUGUGGCUGAGUGCAUACGCAACUUUAAUCCGGCUGAUGCGGGUACAGAGCAUUGA